AUGUCAGAUGAAGAUUAUAAUUCAGAUUGUAGUGUGGCGUCUGACUAUGGGCUACUGAAAAAAGCUAUUCCUUUUGAUACAACACUUCCAGCUAAUUUCAAUCCAAAUAAGAUACCAGAAACUGCUGAAGAGUUUUUACAAUAUUGUUGUUAUGAACGAUCCCUAAUGAAACCUUGGACCACUGCAACUAUUGAUCCCUCUAGAUUACAUCAUGUGGAAAUCAGGGAAUUCAAAGAAGAAAAAUUGCCUAAUUCUGUUGCCUCUCAUCUUCUUCCAACACAGCAAUGGCAGAAAGAAAAAUUAGAAGAAUUCCGGGAAUUUAGAGACUUCAUUCAGUCUAGGAUGGAAAUCACUUCUAAAGAUGUUCUUAGAGAAAUUGAUUUCAAGGAAAAAAUUGUUAGUUCAUAUCCUCCAUAUGAAGAAGUUAUGAAGUAUUCACAAGCUGAUAAAAUCAAAGCAUUAGAACUUAUAAAUGGUUAUUUAGAUACAUUGGAUGAUGGUACAUGUUUUGAAAAUUAUGUAGGGGUUUGGAUAUAUUCAAUGUUUUCACUUCUUGACACUCCUCUUAUAUCAGAUGAUUGUCACGUUGUUAGAACUCUAGCUAAAAAAUGCAUUCAAUUAAGAUCAAAUUACAAAGAAACAGAUGUGAAGAUGUUUCAUCCUCUAAACUUGUUCAUCUGUAUUGUCUCAAAAUUCUUUGGUCAAUUGGACCUCAGUGAUCCUUGAAUUUUAUAUAAUUUGAGUAUAUUAUAGGUUGGCCUAACUCAUUUUCAGUUAAUGACUUAAUUCCAGAAUCAUCAUUUAUGUUACACUGAAGAUAUCUGUGAUAUUCUUAUUAUUAUAUCUUGUAAGAAAAUUCAAUAUUUUCAUUGAAAUUUGAGCCUGUGAGGGUUGCAAUUAAAAAAAUAAAAUAUA
Harmonia axyridis is the source of this 915-nucleotide messenger RNA. RefSeq names its product gem-associated protein 2-like. Lineage: Eukaryota; Metazoa; Arthropoda; Insecta; Coleoptera; Coccinellidae. The coding region runs from base 1 to 726 and encodes 241 amino acids. Gene Ontology annotation, biological process: spliceosomal complex assembly; spliceosomal snRNP assembly. The record is from RefSeq and is a predicted model, not a curated record. Gene Ontology annotation, cellular component: spliceosomal complex; nucleus; SMN complex. The transcript has a single exon.